CUCCUUUCUUUAGCACUGCUCUAAAUGUACUUCUGUAUGUAAAUAACAAUGUGUGAACUUUGAGCAACCCAUUUAAAUGUAAGAAAAAGAAUAUUAUUGUAAUUUCAAUGGCUUAUUGUGUGCUAAUUUUAGAUUCCCUGUUUACUGUCACUCAAAGGGGAACUGGCUGCCACUCUUUGCCAUCUCCACAGAUAAUUCUAAUUUUCUGAGAUGGCAACAAAACUGCUAUCAUAUGAAAAGGGGAAAUGAAAGAAAUGCACUUCUUCAAUUCACAUGCUACUUCUGUCCCAGAGCCUUGCUCUGAGAAGUUUGUUGCAGUUUGUUGCUUACGUUGGACUUCAGUAACGGGGGGAAUUUUUAAAAAAAGUUUGCUGUAUUUUCAAGAUUAAGAAAACAGAGAUUGAGUGGGGGGAUAUUUUGACUUGUGGAGACUUGUUGACACUCAAGACACAGACAGUUUUUUACAUAUACUCCAUUUUCAGUUUUACCCAAAGGCAAAGUGCCAUAAAGGUCAUCUCUUUUUUCAAGGUUGUCAUUGAAGAAUCAACAGUGCUUGCGCAAUGAUUGUCACAUGUUGGAUGCACUUGCUGCUGUUCUGUUUGUGUUGCCACCAUGAGAUCCAGCCUGCUGCAUGCAAACCUCUAUGGAUGUCUCAACAGUUCCCUUGUGAUGUCACAUCCUACAAUACCUCUCAGGUCCUGUUUGACUGCAGAGGGCGUCGUCUGAACGCAGUCCCUCAGGGGAUAACCAGCAAUGCAACUGAGCUCGACUUAUCAGAAAAUUUAAUCAAGAAUAUUUCGGCUGAGUCAUUUCCCAACCUGCCGAGUCUGACUCGACUCGAUCUCAGCUGGGCGAACAAGAACAAAGCAGUGAUCAUUGCUGCGAACGCUUUCAAAAAUCUGACCAAACUGCACAAACUGAGUCUGACCGGCAACCGUCUGAAUGAAAUUCCCGGCAACCUCCCUCUUAGCUUGGAAAUCCUCGAUCUGAGCUAUAACCAGAUUAUGUUUUUGGAUAACAGUAGCCUUGUUGGCUUAACAAACGUGACAAAGUUAUUGUUAUCCAGAAACUGCUACACGUGGAAUCCUUGUGGGAGAUCUGUUACAAUUAUGGAGGACAGUUUUGCAGUCAUGACCGAACUGGGCACUCUGGACUUGUCCUUUAACAACUUAACUCACGUUCCCAAAGGAUUACCCCAAUCACUGAGCGUGUUAAUUCUGGCUUCUAAUAUGAUACAGCAAAUAUCUAAAUAUGAUUUUCUUGGACUACAAAAUUUAAAAGCCCUAAAAAUACAAGGGAACUGUCAAAGAUGUCAUAAUGCUCCCUAUCCCUGUGUUCCUUGCCAAAAUGGUUCUCUUAUGAUCCAUCCUGAAGCAUUUCACAAUCUAACACAGCUCGAGAUACUGAACCUGGGAGGAAACUCACUGGACCACCUGAAUCCCUCCUGGUUUGAGAGGCUGAAAAAGCUUAAACAAUUGUUCCUGUCAUUUAACUUCUUGCUAAAAGAAAUCACUCAAGAGUCAACAUACCUAAAAUAUAUUCCAAAGUUAGAGAGAAUGGAUCUCUCGUUCAACUUUGCUCUCAAGUACUACCCUACGACAGUAAAUCUCUCAAAAGAGUUUUCAAAACUCAAGUCACUCAGAACUUUGCAUAUGGAGGCUUUGGUCUUCCAGAAUAUUGGACCGGGCACACUUGAACCUCUGUAUGAGCUCAAAAAUCUGACUACCCUGAACUUAGGGACUAAUUUCAUUAUUCACUCCGAUUCCACCAUAUUCAGCAAAUUCCUGAACCUGAAAACGAUAUACCUCGCAGAAAACAGGCUGUAUCCCACUCCAGGGAAAAGUCCCCCAUUUCAAAGUGAUGGAUACAAUCAGAGGUCGGACCUUUCCUUUGCACCGCUCGUGAGACCCCAUCCGAAAGAUUUCGUUUAUGAGCUGUCACACGGCCUUAUCAAGAAGGAGUGCUUCGAAUCUGGACGAGUGCUAAUCCUCAGCUCGAAUAAUCUGUUCUUCAUUUCUCCAAAGCAAUUCGAGGGCUAUGGAAAUAUUGCAUGUCUCAACCUGUCAGGAAAUGGAUUUUCAGCGGCACUUAAUGGAACAGAGUUCUCCUCACUGCCUAAUCUGACAUACCUGGACCUGUCAUUCAAUAAGAUUGAUCUGGCCUAUGGCAACGCUUUCAAAGAACUACAGAAACUACAAGUGCUAGACCUCAGUAACAACCCUCACUACUUUAAAGCGUUCGGGGUAACGCAUAAUUUAAAUUUUACAAGAAAUCUGCCUGCUCUGAGGGUGCUGAAUAUGAGUCAUAACUCCAUUGACACAUUAACGACAAAACAGAUGUACAGCAAAUCAUUAACAGAACUUCAGUUUACAAAUAACUAUCUUGGGACUCUUUGGAAAGAAAGGGAUGGUUCAUAUACGAUGCUUUUUACUCAUCUUACUAAUUUGACAAUCUUAGAUAUAUCCCACAACAGCAUUUCAAAGAUUCCAGACAACGUUUAUGAACAUUUGCCACGUAACCUCACCAAACUACGCAUAAGUCACAACAAGCUUAGUGAUUUCAAAUGGGACAAACUCCAGCGUUUCCAUCAACUUCAAAUGUUAGACCUGAGCUUCAAUUCCUUAUCUAACGUGACAGGUAUAAACUCAAACGUCACCCUCACUUUGACUUUUCUUGACCUGAGUCACAAUCACAUUUCCCGCUUGGACAGUGGGUUUCUUAAGGGUGCAAAGAGCCUUACGACCCUUAGCCUUAACCACAACAAACUGACCAUCAUCAAUCAAUCCACCUUCCUACCAAGACCUGAAUCUCAGCUUCAGACUUUGUUCUUGCAGAAAAAUCCAUUCCAGUGUACCUGCGAUUCAUUAGAAUUCAUUCUGUGGAUUGAAAACAGUGACUUAAAGAUUCCUAGAUUGACCACAGAGGUGACGUGUGCUACACCAGCGAACCAGAAGGACAAAGUUCUGAUCUACUUCGACAUCAAUCAGUGUGUCAAUGACAGUGAGGCGUUCUUGAGCUACAUUCUAACAAAUCUCUUCAUUAUUGUUUUUAUGUUUGUGGCAACAGUUUCUCACUUAUUUUACUGGGAUGCCUCCUAUGUCCUACACUAUAUGAAAGCUAAGCUAAAGGGAUACAGAUCCUUGAGCUCAUCAGACGGUGUUUAUGAUGUCUUUGUGACUUACGACACCAGAGAUCCACACGUCUCUGAGUGGGUGAUGAGGAAUCUGCGUGUGAAACUAGAAGAAGAAGGAGAGAAGCAUCUUCCUCUGUGUUUGGAGGAGAGGGACUGGCCCCCUGGUGUCCCUCUGGUGGAAAACCUCGCUCAGAGCAUCCGAUACAGUCGCAAGACCCUGUUCGUCUUAACAGAGGGCUACGUUAAGACUGGGGUGUUCAAGCUGGCGAUAUAUCUCGCCCAUCAAAGACUGCUUGAUGAAAACGUGGAUGUGAUCGUGCUGCUGAUGCUGGAGCCCGUCCUGCAGCACUCUCACUUCCUGCGCCUGAGGAGGAGGCUGUGCGGGGAGAGUGUUGUGGAGUGGCCCAGAACAGCUGCCGCGGAACCCUGGUUUUGGCAAAACUUGAGGAAUGUGGUCAGAGUGGACAACCAGGUGAUGUACAACAAGACGUAUUCAAAGUACUUCAGCAGCAAGUGAACCCGACCCUGACUUCAAACUGCGGAUUUUAACACAUGGAAAAUAAUAUCUGUUUUUAAAACUAUUGUUCUACAUCAACACUGCUUUGCUCCAUCACCAGUUUUAUCACUUUGCCUGGGGCUAAAUAGAGGACAAAUAAAGACAUUAACCCUCUAUGGUGCCGUAUUGCCUCUUGGUAACAUACCCAUUGUUGUCUGUUUACACUCACACAAUACUUCUUCAGUUAUGCUGCGAUGCUCUAAAAAGGUGCCCCCCUGGGGAAACUAAUUGCACUGUCACUAUCACAUGACUCUCUGAAGGCCAUGUUAAGUCCCCUUUUUGGGGGGCGUUCCUCACAUGGUUUAGCUCCAGCAUCUCUCUCUUUUUCUAUUAUUUUACAAUCUGAAAACAACUGGAUUCACAAUAAUAAAUGAGUGGUUUAAUUUUUGAUUGUUUAAUGUGCUUUAUUUGAUAAUUAAGUUAUAGAAAAUUCUUAAAAUGCAUAUGUUGCCUUGAAGUAACACCAUAUGUUUAUGGAUUCCCACCAUGACAUUUUUCUGUGACUGUGUAUGUAAGUUUAUAUAUUGUUCAAAUGCAUAAUAAUCAUCAUAACUAGUUUCAAUAAAGUUCAGGCUAUGAAA
Molecule: messenger RNA, 4270 nt
Organism: Epinephelus fuscoguttatus (brown-marbled grouper)
Lineage: Eukaryota; Metazoa; Chordata; Actinopteri; Perciformes; Serranidae
Product: toll-like receptor 8
Exons: 2
Coding region: 561-3650 (1029 amino acids)
Biological process (GO): defense response to virus; toll-like receptor signaling pathway; canonical NF-kappaB signal transduction
Cellular component (GO): plasma membrane
Molecular function (GO): protein binding; pattern recognition receptor activity
Source: RefSeq, a predicted model, not a curated record